AUGGGUUGCUUCAUUGAUCAGUUCACCAGGUUGAAGCCUUCGGUGUUCGUAGGAAGUGCAAAUCCAGUUCAUACUGAGAAUUGGAUCCAGGAGAUCGAGGAAAUCCUACAUGUUUUGAAAUGCACAAAGAAGCAAAAAGUAACCUUUGGAAUGUUCAAGUUGUCAAGGGAGGUAGAGAGAUGGUGCGUGUCGGUUGAGAAGAUGGAGGAACACCGACUUAUACUAGUAGCGAUGACGUGGUCCCGUUUCAGAGAGCUAUUCUUUGAACGGUACUUUUCGGCCACGGUCAGAAACGCGAAGAUGGAGGAAUUUAGGAACUUGUCUCAGAAGUCACUGUCGUUGCAAGACUUUGCUACACUGGUCAAUAAAGCCACUGUGGCAGAGGAGAGUCUGCUUGAGGACGUGGAGGUUCAGGUCCUGAAGAAGAGGCCAACACCUCCUAGUUGUUCUUUUGGGGCGAGGCAGGGUAACUGGAAGAGGAAUAGUCGUGGUACGUUUCAGAACACCGCAACUUCCCAAGUUUGCUCUCUUUGUGGUAGGAAGCUCGCUGGUAGGGAUAUAAGGCGAGAGAUUGUCACCUGCCAGGAAACAGUGGAACCUCACAACAAUCAUACAGAGGCGCAACGUGGCGGUCAGCAAGGGGGUACAGCCCAGGCUAGGGUGUAUUGUUUGACACCUAGCGACGCAGAGAAUGCUGGUGAUGUAGUCACAGGAUCAGUGGUCGGGUGUAGCAAGGUAGUCUGUGAAUUCUCGGUUGAAAUUCUUGGAAGGGUACUACUAGUUAACCUUGGGCCAUCUGAUAUGUAUGGCUUUGAUAUCAUCCUAGGGAUGGAUUGGUCAUCCGCUAGUUAUGCCAGUAUCGAUCGCCGCAAGAGGGAGGUGAUAUUUAGACUGCCAGGGCAGCAUGAAUUUAAGUUCCUAGGAUCGUGUGUGCAUUCUGCACCACAGAUCGUUUUAGCUUUGCAUGCUAGAAGGUUACUCCGGGAGGGUUGCCAAGGGUAUCUGACCUUUUUGAAAGACACGCUGACUAAAGAAUGUAAGCUGGAGGCGAUUGCAGUAGUGUGCGAGUUCCCUAACGUGUUUCCAGAGGACUUGCCAGGAUUACCUCCGGAUUGUGAAGUAGAAUUCGCUAUAGAAUUAGCUACAAAUAUGGCGCCAAUUUCAAAAGCUCUAUAUCGCAUGGCUCUAGAUGAAUUAAGAGAGUUGAAAGAACAACUGUAG
Malania oleifera is the source of this 1221-nucleotide messenger RNA. RefSeq lists its product as uncharacterized. Lineage: Eukaryota; Viridiplantae; Streptophyta; Magnoliopsida; Santalales; Ximeniaceae. The record is from RefSeq and is a predicted model, not a curated record. The coding region runs from base 1 to 1221 and encodes 406 amino acids. The transcript has 4 exons.